Amphibalanus amphitrite is the source of this 3344-nucleotide messenger RNA. RefSeq lists its product as uncharacterized. Gene Ontology annotation, molecular function: nucleic acid binding. NCBI's taxonomy places the organism in Eukaryota, Metazoa, Arthropoda, Thecostraca, Balanomorpha, Balanidae. The transcript is spliced from 2 exons. Bases 99 to 2495 code for a protein of 798 amino acids. The record is from RefSeq and is a predicted model, not a curated record.
UGGAGAGUCGCUGCGCUGGACUUCGGAGUCUAGAUGUCGGUUCCGGUGAUCUUCCCGUUGAGCGGACUCUGGGAAUCGACUGGGACACGGACACCGACAUGUUAUCCAUCCACGUCACGCCGAGAGUCAGAGAAGUGACCAGAAGAGGAAUACUAUCAGUAGUAAGUUCGUUUUUUGAUCCACUGGGCCUGGUGUCUCCUUUCAUCUUGAGAGGGAAAUUGCUACUGAGGGAGCUGUGUCGUGAGGGCUGCGGAUGGGACGAUCCCGUGCCCAGCGAUGUGGCUGACGCAUGGAAGCAGUGGAUGGAGAGUAUGUUGGCUCUGAAGAUCGUGAGUGUUCCACGAUGCUAUGUGGAAGGUGGGCUGCAGGACAAGAUGACUGUAGAGCUGCAUCAUUUCUCCGACGCCAGCGCUGUGGGCUACGGGCAGUGCAGUUACGUGAGGACGGUUGACCAAAAUGGACUGGUCAACUGUUCACUGAUCAUCAGCAAGGCUCGUGUGGCACCAACCAAGCCGGUUACGGUGCCAAGGCUCGAGUUGACCGCUGCCGUACUCUCUGUGAGGAUGAGCAAGUUCCUCCAGGACGAACUGAAGCUGCAGCACCUACAAGAGUUCUACUGGACAGACAGUAAGGUGGUGUUAGGCUAUAUUUCGAACGAAGCGAGACGUUUUCACGUUUAUGUCGCGAAUCGAGUUCAGGAAAUUCGCAACCAUACUGAGCCAAGUCAGUGGAGGCACGUGACAAGUGAGGAGAAUCCAGCCGAUCUUGCCUCCCGAGGCAUCAGAGCCGAGGAAUUGGUGGACAGUGCCUUGUGGUGGCACGGACCUGCCUUCCUGUCCCGUGCGGUCCUGCCGGAGGGCGAGGGACCACGGGAGGUUGGAGACGAAGAUCCUGAGGUGAAGUCACGCUCUGCUUUCAGCUUCGCCACAGCAGUGCGGGAGGAGUUCGCUGGAAUUCCGAAGAGGCUCGAGUACUUCUCUAGCUGGUUGCGAGCCAAGCGAGCAGUAGCGACGUGCGUCCUGUACGUGAGGAAACUUCACCACCUCGUGAUGAUGAAGAGGAGUGCCGUGCAGUCACGAGAUGUUCCCAAAACGCAAGUCGGAGUAGAAGAACUGGAAGAAGCAGAGAGGAUCAUUCUGACAGCAUUGCAGCGACAGGAGCUGCCAGGUGAAGUCGACCGCGCUGGACGAUCGGGACAGGCAAGGACGGUGGGAGCCGGCCGGCGGACCGCCACGGUUCCCAAAGAGAUGUCUCGUCUCGAUCCAGUUGUGCGAGACGGGUUGAUCUGUGUUGGUGGGAGGCUUCGCAGGAGCGGUUUUCCAGAGAGUGAGGUGCACCCUGUUAUCAUCCCCAACCGAAGCCAUGUGACGUAUCUGAUCGUCAAGGAGUGCCAUGAGAAAGUCGGACAUGCUGGGCGAGGUCUCACUCUCGCUCGACUGAGGUCAUCUGGCUACUGGGUCGUCGGAGGGAGACGAUCGGUGGCACGCCUGAUUCUGAAGUGUGUCAACUGCAAGAAGCUCCGUGGCCACGUUCUGAAUCAGAAGAUGGCCGACCUGCCGCAUGACAGACUGGAACCUGCGGCGCCUUUCACCUAUUCAGGCGUGGACUUGUUUGGUCCAUUCCUGGUACAGGAGCGACGGAGUGAAGUGAAAAGGUGGGGCGUUCUCUUCACGUGCAUGUCGUCUCGGGCAGUGCAUAUCGAGACGGCAAACUCACUGUCGACGGACUCUUUUCUUAACGCCUACAGACGGUUUGUGAGCCGAAGAGGCCCGGUGAGGGUGCUGCGAAGUGACAGAGGCACAAACUUCGUGGGCGGGAAGAGAGCCUUAGAGCAGGCUUUGGACGAGAUGGACGACGACAGGAUACGCAGAGAGCUGGUGAAGGAGAACUGCGACUGGGUCAUCUUUCGGAUGAAUGUCCCAACAGCCAGCCACGCAGGAGGCGUCUGGGAGCGAAUGAUUCGCUCCGCUCGGGCUGUCUUGGGCGGUCUCGUUCAGGAAUGUCACGGGGCUCGGCUGGAUGACGAGCUCCUGCGAACGCUGCUCUGCGAAGUGGAAGCUAUCGUUAAUAGCAGGCCCCUCACAUCCUUCAACAUGACUCCCGAUGAACCCCACCCAAUCUCACCCAUGACUCUACUAACACAGAAAUGUAAUGUAGUGCUUUCGCCGCCUGGUGCCUUUCAGAGGACUGACGUCUACUGCCGUCGUCGCUGGCGACGCGUCCAGUACCUGGCAAACCGGUUCUGGCAACGAUGGCGCUCCGAGUUCCUCCCGAGUCUCCAGGAAAGGAGGAAAUGGGCGACAGCGCACGAGAACAUCGAACUGGACAGCGUCGUGCUCGUUGUCGACGACAACUCUCCCCGCUGCAAGUGGAUGCUGGGGCGCGUCACGCGGCUUCAUCCGUCCGACGACGGAUUCGUCCGGCGGGUCGCCGUACGCACGAAAGACGGAACAUAUGAUCGACCGAUACAGAAGCUGGUGCGGCUCCUCCCGUAGGCGCCGACUUCGGUGGCGCUCGGCGGAGCUGGGCCGCGCGCUGCUGGUGGCUCCGGCGGCGCUCUGCGGGGCCGGGCCGCGCGCUGGUGGUGGCUUCGGCGGUGCUUGAGCAGAGUUGGCGGCUGCAGCCAUCGACGGCGCUCAGUGGGGCUGAACUGUGCGUGGCUGUCAGGCUGAACUGUGUAGCUGCUGCGUAGCCUAGACUACUGCUACGACCCUGAGCGUUGCGCGUGGGACUGUCUGUGGCUCUGACAGUGACGACGGUGGCUCAUUCGAUGACAGUGGCUCAGACGUUGAAGGUUGAACUGAGACAUACGGUCAUGCAGUGCCUCAGAGCGUGCGACAUAAACAGUUAACAGCCACCGACAGUGUGGUGGUUGUUAGUGCGUUGUGAACUGAGGAGAGUGGCACGUCAGCCGACGAGUGAGCUGACUAGUAUGUGUUGGCGCUACGUAUCGUGAGCGGCUGCCGAGUGACGCUUAGUGAUGGACGACGGGCAACUCCCGUGACGUAAGAUGAUUUCAGUUUGCCACCAUCUUUACCGUCGUCGGUCGUGUGGCGCAGGAUGGUUGCGCUCCGCCGUCGUGUUGCGCAAAUGUGGACUGUCUUGUUAUAGAAUCGUGACCGAUUGGUGGGAGUGUAACCGCCGCCCAGAGGUCAUUGGGCAGCGAUGUUUUCUUUUCCCCAAUUUGCCGCCUCCAAUUAAUAGAACCUUGAAUAGGGCGUGGCACGCGGUGAAGCGUGGCCAUUGACACGUACGAUUGUGAUACUGGGACGUCAGAUCCCACAAAAGUAAGAUUAUUGUCCAUUGAUAAUUGAUUAAUGUUUUACGUACAAUAUAGCGGCACC